Molecule: messenger RNA, 2251 nt
Organism: Neogale vison (American mink)
Lineage: Eukaryota; Metazoa; Chordata; Mammalia; Carnivora; Mustelidae
Gene: EPHX3
Product: epoxide hydrolase 3
Exons: 7
Coding region: 706-1788 (360 amino acids)
Cellular component (GO): intracellular membrane-bounded organelle
Molecular function (GO): hydrolase activity
Source: RefSeq, a predicted model, not a curated record
UCAUUGGCCCGGACUCAGGCCCACCUCCAGCUUAUUGGUCCAGCCCUCGCACCCAAACCCAACCCACCCAGCCUAGGGCCUUCUCCCGGCUAGCUUCAGGUCCCUCCUCGUCUGGGCUCCACCCUCUCCCCGCCCACCCUUUAAGCCACGCCCCGGUCGUGCAACGCUUCUAGGCCAAAUUGGGUCCAAGUUUCGGGCUCGUAGGCCGCAUUGCUCCGCCCCUUCGCUCUAGGCUCCGCCCAUUUCACCCAGGUACUCCGCCGUACCCCGCUCGUUAGUCCCCAUGUCAAUCUCCCCCUACACUUCAGAUCCCCACCCACCGGCGCGGGGAGUCCUACUAGACCCGCCCCCUUCUUAAGCCCCGCCCAAGCCUGCCUAGGCCCCGCCCGCAAUUCGCAUCCCAUCUUGCCAAGGCCCCUCCCCAGCCACCGAAGCCCGGUCCUCACAUCCCUGCACCCCAUCCAGUUCCCUGUCGCCGUCGCACCCAGGUGUUUACCUGGCCCUAGGUGAGUCGUGUGCCCUGGCGGUUUCGGUCUAAGCCUCCCGCCUCUUCUCCGGGAGGGUUCCUCAAGCCCGGAAGACACGGAGGGGCCCCAGACCAAAGGCGGUGGGCUCCCCAGCCCGGGUCCCGCCUCGGUGAGGCUGCUCGCGCCCCCCGCCCACACCCCCGAAGGCAGCGCCGAAGUGGUCCCGGGUCGCGGCGACAUGCCCGAGCUGGUGGUGACAGCGCUACUGGCGCCGUCGCGCCUCAGUCUGAAGCUGCUGCGCGCCUUCAUGUGGAGCCUCGUGUUCUCCGCGGCGCUGGUGGCCGCCGCGGUCUAUGGCUGCAUCGCGUUCACACACGUGCUGUGCCGGCCCCGACGCGGCUGCUGCGGGCGCCCCCGGAGCGCCCCACCCGCCUGUGUGAGCGACCCCACGCUGGGCGAACACUGCUUCCUGACCCUCAAGAGCUCGGGCCUGCGCCUGCACUAUGUCUCCGCCGGACGUGGCAAUGGGCCCCUCAUGCUGUUUCUGCACGGCUUCCCAGAGAACUGGUUCUCCUGGCGCUACCAGCUUUGGGAAUUCCAGAGCCGCUUCCACGUGGUGGCUGUGGACCUACGGGGAUACGGCCCCUCAGAUGCCCCUCGGGAUGUAGACUGCUACACCAUGGACCUGCUGAUGACAGACAUCCAGGAUAUCAUCCUGGGCCUGGGUUAUUCUAGGUGUAUCCUGGUGGCCCAUGACUGGGGUGCACUCAUCGCCUGGAAUUUCUCCAUCUACUACCCAUCCCUGGUCGAGCGGAUGGUAAUUGUCAGUGCUGCCCCCAUGUCCGUGUACCAAGACUACUCUAUACACCACAUCGGCCAGUUCUUCCGUUCCAACUACAUUUUCCUGUUCCAGCUUCCCUGGCUGCCUGAGAAAUUACUGUCCAUGUCUGACUUCCAGAUCCUGAAGGCCACCCUCACACACCGCAAGAGAGGCAUCCCACACUUAACCCCCAACGAGCUUGAGGCCUUCCUUUAUGACUUCUCACAGCCCGGUGGUCUCACUGGGCCCCUCAACUAUUACCGAAACCUCUUCAGGAACUUCCCCCUGGAGCCCCAGGAGCUUGCCACCCCCACUCUGCUGCUGUGGGGAGAGAAGGACACCUACUUCGAGCAGGGGCUGGUGGGAGCCAUCAGCAGUCGCUUUGUGCCCGGCCGGCUGGAGGCCCAUAUCCUGCCAGGCGUGGGGCACUGGAUCCCACAGAGCAACCCUGGGGAGAUGCAUGAGUACAUGUGGGCCUUCUUGCAAGACCUGCUGGACUAGUGGCUCUCGCUCACUGGCCUGUGUGCACCUAGGAGACCCCACAGUGCGUGUACAUGGGUGGACUCCUGGAUUGUGCACGGGCGUGGAACUUGAGGUUGCACCCAAGGGUGUCUGCGGAGGCCCUCAGGCACACCAGCCCAUGGGCUCGCACACAGGUGUGCGUGUGUGCACAGGUGAACAAGCGCCUCGAUCCUGGAGAACCAGGGGCAGCUCUCCUCGUGGAGCUAGAUGUGGAGCGUCCUAUCUCUCCCCAACCCCAGGGCCUCACUGUUCUCCCCAGCGUCGGCCAUCGGAGCAGCACCAGACACAGACUCUGACCUUCCUGUCCCUGGCUUUCCCCUGCAGUCUGAGUCUUCAGCUAAAUGCUGCUGUGUGCGAUAGGAUGCUGGCAGCCACAUCUGGCUGCUUCGGUUCACAUGCAAAGUAACUAAAAGAAAAUCAAUUAAAAAUUCAGUUCCCCAGU